Trichoderma aggressivum f. europaeum is the source of this 681-nucleotide messenger RNA. Its product is annotated as CAZyme family CE5. The record is from RefSeq and is a predicted model, not a curated record. Gene Ontology annotation, molecular function: cutinase activity. Gene Ontology annotation, cellular component: extracellular region. The coding region runs from base 1 to 681 and encodes 226 amino acids. Gene Ontology annotation, biological process: carbohydrate catabolic process. The transcript has 3 exons. Lineage: Eukaryota; Fungi; Ascomycota; Sordariomycetes; Hypocreales; Hypocreaceae.
AUGAAGUUGUUUCAUCUUUUACCAUGUCUGACUCUGGCAGCCGCUGUCCCCGUACAACAUGCUACGGAGGACGUUGCCUCUCUCGCCGAGCGCCAACUAAGCACAACACGAAAUGAACUUGAAUCAGAGAGCUCAUCUGCCUGCCCCCGAGUGAUCUUCAUUUUUGCUCGUGCUUCUACAGAGAUUGGUAACAUGGGAGCAUCCGCUGGUCCUGCCGUCGCAAAUGCUCUUGAGAGCCACUACGGUGCCUCUCAAGUGUGGGUUCAGGGCGUUGGUGGCCCUUACACUGCUGAAUUGGCUUCGAACUUUCUCCCUGGGGGGACCAGCCAGGCCGCCAUUAAUGAGGCGAAGCGUCUAUUUGACGAGGCAAACCAGAAAUGCCCCAACUCAGCAAUCGUUGCAGGUGGCUACAGUCAAGGUACUGCGGUCAUGUCUGGUUCAAUUUCUGGCCUGAGUGCCACCGUUCGAAAUCAGAUCAAAGGUGUUGUACUAUUUGGAUACACGCAAAAUUUCCAAAACGGCGGCAACAUCCCCAAUUUCCCCAGCUCGAAGCUCGAUGUUUUCUGUGCAGCAACUGAUGCAGUUUGUUACGGCACCUUGUUUAUCCUUCCUGCGCACUUCCUUUAUACAGAUGAAGCAGCGGAUGAGGCUCCCGAUUUUCUCAUAGGCCGGAUCGGUUAG